UCUCGGGUCUCAGCAAUAAUAAUAGCUUCUCGCUUCAUCCCAAUAGCUUCAUUUGUGUGUACUUCUCUGAACCGAUCAAUCUCAAAGAAGACGAACAUAGAAAAAAAUCUCUGUUUUAAUCUCUUGCAAAACCAAUUCUAUGUCAGGUAAUCAAGAACCAAUCUUGGUGAAGGAAGAGAGUGUGGUGGGUUUACCAAUACCACUGUUGAAGCUUAAAAGUUGGCAAUGGUGGGUUCUUGUGUCUGUUAACAUCUUCUUUCUUAUUGGUGGUCAAGCUGCGUCAGUGCUACUUGGUAGGUUUUAUUAUGAUCAAGGUGGGAAUAGUAAGUGGAUGGCUACUCUUGUUCAGACUGCUGCUUUUCCCGUUCUGUAUAUCCCGCUUUUGCUUCUUGGUAGGUCGACGAGUGGUUCAGAGUCGUCUUCAGAGCCUGCUUGUUCACUCAAAUACAUUGUCUUGAUCUAUGUUUUGCUUGGUGUGAUCAUUGCUGGUGACAACAUGUUAUACUCUGUUGGGCUUUUGUACCUCUCUGCUUCGACUUAUUCGCUCAUUUGUGCUACUCAGUUAGCCUUCAACGCGGUCUUCUCUUACUUCAUCAAUGCUCAGAAGUUCACUGCUUUGAUUCUCAACUCUGUUGUUCUCCUGUCGUUUUCCGCUGCUUUGAUAGCUCUCAAUGAUGAUGCUGAUACUCCUGCUGGUGUCCCCAGGUCUAAGUACAUUGUGGGGUUUGUCUGUACACUCGCUGCAUCGGCUCUUUAUUCUCUGUUGCUUUCGCUUAUGCAGUUUUCGUUUGAGAAGAUUCUGAAGAGGGAGACGUUUUCUGUUGUUCUUGAAAUGCAAAUAUACACUUCUUUAGUAGCUACUUGUGUCUCUGUCAUCGGGCUGUUUGCUAGCGGGGAAUGGAGAACGCUGCACGGGGAAAUGGAAGGGUAUCACAAAGGUCAAGCCUCUUAUGUACUGACUUUAGUCUGGACAGCGGUCACAUGGCAAGUGUGUUCUGUAGGAGUGGUGGGAUUGAUAUUUCUUGUGACAUCGCUCUUCUCAAACGUCAUUAGUACACUCUCCUUAGCCGUGACUCCACUUGCAGCUUUGGUUGUAUUCCGUGAUAAAAUGAGUGGCGUUAAGGUUAUGGCUAUGCUGAUCGCUCUUUGGGGCUUCGCUUCUUAUGUUUACCAGAAUCAUAUCGACGACUUGAAAGUAAGACGAGCGCGACAACAAGCUCACACCAGAAGGGUGGAACCUCCCUGCUGAUUCUGCAAUGAUUCUAGCAGAGAUAUAUUGGUUUAGAUAUACAACAAUAAUUGUCACUCAUACUUGUCUUGUCACAUUGUUUUUGAAAUCAAAUCUGUCUAAUAUACUGAUGGGAAAACAAUAAUUCGAUACAAAAUUUUGUGAAAAUGAAAUGAAUUAACAUUUUGUAGUA
This is a messenger RNA of Capsella rubella, 1421 nucleotides long. Its product is annotated as probable purine permease 11. The coding region runs from base 140 to 1249 and encodes 369 amino acids. The record is from RefSeq and is a predicted model, not a curated record. Lineage: Eukaryota; Viridiplantae; Streptophyta; Magnoliopsida; Brassicales; Brassicaceae. Gene Ontology annotation, molecular function: purine nucleoside transmembrane transporter activity. Gene Ontology annotation, cellular component: membrane. The transcript is spliced from 2 exons.